AUGUCUUCUGCUAAAAUAGAGAAUAUUAUAAACCUAUCGUCCGAGGAUGAGGAUGAUGUGGAGAUUAUUGCUUUCAAAAAGGAGACACAGGACUUGAUUGAUAAUCCAGUACAGCCUCCACAUACCACCAAAAAACUAAGCAACAUUCAGUGUCCAAUUUGUUUUGAUGAAGUCACUAAUGCUACGGCAACCUCUUGUGGACAUGUUUUUUGUUUGGAAUGCAUUCAGCAAAGUAUUGCUAGUUCUACUGCCAGGGGACAGACCAAAGGUAAAAAGGGAGUUGGUUUAUGUCCUUUGUGCCGAAAGAGAGUUACCUUUAAGGAAACUAUGUUGUUGAGAAUGAAAAUAGCCACGGCUACAGGCCCGCCACCUGUACGGUCUGAGUCGAACGAAUCGAAAUAA
Debaryomyces hansenii CBS767 is the source of this 402-nucleotide messenger RNA. Its product is annotated as SUMO-targeted ubiquitin ligase complex subunit. The record is from RefSeq and is a predicted model, not a curated record. The transcript has a single exon. Lineage: Eukaryota; Fungi; Ascomycota; Pichiomycetes; Serinales; Debaryomycetaceae. The coding region runs from base 1 to 402 and encodes 133 amino acids.